AUGGAGCUUAAGGGGAAGGUGGCUUUGAUCACCGGUGCCGCCGCCGGCAUCGGCCUCGCCUACUGCGAGGAGCUCCUGAAACAGGGUGCCAAGGUCUCGCUGUGUGAUAUCGAUUCAGAAAUCGGAGAACAGGUGUCCGAUGAACUGGGCGUUAAAUACGGCCGUAAGAACGUACUGUUUUGCCAGUGUGACGUCACAGACUACCCGCAGUACGAGGAAGCGUUUGAGAUGACGAUAAAAGUGUUCAAUCGUCUGGAUAUAGUGAUAAACAACGCUGGCGUAAUGAACGAUCGAUUUUGGGAACUAGAAGUCGACGUCAAUUUGAACGGCGUGAUACGGGGCACGUUGCUGGCGUACCGCUUCAUGGGCAAAGACAGGGGCGGGCAGGGGGGCACCAUCAUCAACACCGCUUCCACGGCCUUCGCGAAGCCGCAAGUCUCGACGCCGAUCUACACGGCCACCAACUACGCGGUCGUCGGACUCACUCGCGCCUACGGGGACCAGUACCACGUGAACCUGACGGGUGUACGCAGUAUGGUCUUAUGCCCGGGACUCACUGACACUGGGCUGGUCAAGGAAAUACGCAAGCAGCUAAUGUCUUCGGAAUAUGAAGCCGCUUGGCAGAGGGACCACAUGAAUUGCAAGACACAGAGCCCGGAGCACGUGGGUAGGGCUCUCAUAGAUAUCCUCACCAAGGGGCAGAGUGGUUCUGUGUGGGUGGUGGAGAACGGCCAGCCGCCAAGGGAAUGGCGCGGU
Messenger RNA from Iphiclides podalirius (scarce swallowtail), 756 nucleotides. NCBI's taxonomy places the organism in Eukaryota, Metazoa, Arthropoda, Insecta, Lepidoptera, Papilionidae. The record is from the annotation of a GenBank genome assembly.